Messenger RNA from Zootoca vivipara (common lizard), 2320 nucleotides. Lineage: Eukaryota; Metazoa; Chordata; Lepidosauria; Squamata; Lacertidae. The record is from RefSeq and is a predicted model, not a curated record.
AUGAGUUGCUGGUGGCCGGCACGGCUGCAGGUGUGGCGUGCUGUUUCGUGGCUCCUGUCGGAGGACGAAACUGAAGCCUACAGCGCCAGUAAAAGGGAGACCACCGAAGCCUACAUCUCCGACGAGGUGAGACGACGGCGGGAACUCGUGGCGCGAGGCGGAGAGCAACCCAAGGCGAGAGUUCUGUUUGGGGUGGAGGCAACGGGGACCCACUUUGCCGUCCGCGAUUACUGGCGAGGGUUCUUCGCUGCGACCUGCGCAGCCCUCACUUUCCGCUUGCUAGCUGUGCUCAACAACACAAGAGAAACCGUGGCCAUUCUGUUCCAGACCAGUUGGCGUGUCGAGUUCCCCUAUGACCUCCCGGAACUUUUCUCCUAUGCCGUAUUGGGCGCCCUCUGUGGAGGCAUCGCCUGCCUCUUCCUCUCCUGCCACCGGAACAUUCUUGACUUUCUCCAGAACCGGCUGAGAAUCAAACGUUUUAUGGCGAACAACAAAAUCUUGUACGCUGGGUUCGUCUCCCUGCUGCUAUCGAGCAUCACAUUCCCCCAUGGUUCGGGGCAGUACAUUGGCGCAAAGCUCUCCAUGAAGCAACUUCUGGAGACCUUCUUCAACAACCUGACCUGGGGCCUGGAGGAGGCCCCCCUGGGCAGCAACGGCACCCGCCAGCCCCCCAACCAGACCCACGAUUUCAGAUGGCUCCAGUGGACCCACCCAGCGCUCUCCUCCCUGGAGAUGGUCUCCUUCUUUCUCAUUGCUAAGUUCUUCAUGCUGCUCUUGGCUACGACCAUGGUCAUCCCGGCGGGAUUUUUCCUCCCUGUCUUCGUUUAUGGAGCCGCCCUCGGCCGAUUGUACGGCGAAGUCAUGGCCAAGAUUUUCCCGGACGGCAUCGUCUCUGAAGGGAUCCACAUGCGGAUCGUGCCCGCUGGCUACGCCCUGGCAGGCGCAGCAGCAUACUCCGGGGCCGUGACCCAGACCCUCUCGACCGCCCUGUUGACCUUUGAGCUGACCGGCCAGAUGUCCCACAUCCUGCCGGUCUUGGUGGCCGUGCUGAGUGCCAACGCCAUCAGCCAGCAAUCGCAGCCUUCCUUCUUCGAUGGCAUCAUCAGCGUCAAGAAGUUGCCUUUCCUGCCCAAGCUGGCUGUGGGCAAGACUGGAGGCCACGACAUCUAUGCCGAAGACUUUAUGGUGACCGAUCUCAAAUACCUAUCCCGGGAGAGCAAGUACAAAGACCUCCGCAGGCUGCUUAGGGUCUCCACCCUCAAGCAGUUCCCCUUAGUGGACUCUCAAGAGUCUCGCGUCUUGUUGGGGUCCAUCCGGAGGAAGCAUCUCUCCAAGCUUCUGUCGGCCCACCUUGGCCCAGAGAAGAGAUUCCACUACAUUCUCAGCCAGUGGGAAGAGGCGGCCCCAAACCAAAAGCUCCUGGAAACAGAGGAACCAGACUCGCCCAAGGAAACAGAGAAUGGACCUUGCGAUGCCCAGGAUAGUUGGGUGGAAGAGAUUAUGGAGGGAGAGGAAGAGGAGGAGAAAAAGCCCUCCAAGGCCGUUCCGAGGAGCACCAAUUCUCUCGCCCCGCAAGAAGAGCACGGGCGACAUCGCCACCUGGUUGAGGAGUGGGAAUGCCGGCAGCUCCAGGAAACAGUCUGUCUGGUUGAUGUGCCGAUCAACCCAGCUCCUUAUCGCCUCUUGGAGAAGGAAACCCUCUACCAGUGCUACGACCUCUUCAACCUCCUGGGUCUCCACACAGCUUAUGUGACCAACAUGGGGCGCUUGGUUGGAGUGGUGAGUCUCCGGGAGCUCAAGGCCGCAGUCGAAGGGUGUGUCAGGGGCACCUUUGCCAGCCAGCCCACCUGCCGCCAACGCCAGGGUCCGCAGAGGCCUGAUGACCAGGAGCGAAAACCACCUGGAGAGGAUGAACUCAAGAGCCCCCGGGCCUAGGGCCAUUUCUGGUUGGUGCCAAUAAGGACCCGUUUCUGCUGCCCUCCUAUGCAUUUAUAUCAUAGAAUUUUGUAAAAGCUAUAUAUUCGCUUGGUUGUAAGAAGAGUACGCCUGUGUACGCCUUGGUUUUGUAGGGUUUUCAACUGCCCCGGCGGAAGGAUCCUGCCUGCCUGGGAGCUGUAGUUCAGAAAGGUUUUUAUUUUUACGUGGGAGAUCCCUUAAGCCCCUUAGGAAUCAUAGAGUUGGAAGAGACCCCAAGGGCCAUCCAGUCCAACCCCCUGCCAAGCAGGAAACACCAUCAAAGCAUUCCUGACAUAUGCCUGUCAAGCCUCUGCUUAAAGACCUCCAAAGAAGGGGACUCCACCACACUCCUUGGCAGCAAGUU